Messenger RNA from Cynara cardunculus var. scolymus (artichoke), 1020 nucleotides. RefSeq names its product UDP-glycosyltransferase 90A1-like. The annotation marks the transcript as partial. The transcript has a single exon. The record is from RefSeq and is a predicted model, not a curated record. NCBI's taxonomy places the organism in Eukaryota, Viridiplantae, Streptophyta, Magnoliopsida, Asterales, Asteraceae.
UCGUCCUCUCCGACUGCGAUAUCUCCGACAUCAUCACCACCACCACUGUUAACUACUCCACCGGUCAAACCACUUGCCACAGCAUUCAAAAUGACAAAUCCUCCUUCAUCUCCACAUUUUGUCCUCUUCCCGUUCAUGUCUCAAGGCCACAUCAUCCCCCUCCUCUACUUCUCCCGCAUUCUUUCCGACCACGGCAUCUCCGUCACCAUCAUCACCACCCCCGCCAACUACUCUGCUGUUAGAGCCACCGUCAAGAAUGACUCCGUUUCAGUUAUAGAUAUGCCGUUCCCAAAGGAUUUCGUCGGUGUCCCUCCCAGGAUAGAAGUUGGAGASAARCYAUCGGCCAUGACKKMCUUCAUUAAUUUCGUSGAWRCCACUGASAAACUMCAGCCUGGGUUUGAAGAAAUYGUUCGCAGUCUAYCUCCGGUCAGCUGCAUARUCUCCGAUGGGUUUUUAASUUGGACUCARGACUCCGCMGAUARRCUCRGRAUUCCSCGUUUGGUKUUCUAYGGGWSCAACAUAUUUUYCAUGACCAUGUGCARCAUCAUGAYSCAGUUCAAGCCACRUGRAGYGGUUAGUUCCGAUGAUGAGCCGUUUCCGGUACCGGACUUCCCUCGUCUUAAAUUGACGGUGAAUGACUUUGAACCCCCGUUUAGAGAGGUCGACCCCAAAGAUCCAAUGAUGGAUUUUGUGCUCAAGCAGCAGGCGGCUAAUGUUAAGAGUCAUGGCAUGGUGGUAAACAACUUCUACGACCUGGAACCAGAGUUUAUCGAUUACUGGAACAAAAACUUCGGAMCCAAAGCAUGGUGUGUCGGACCUUUCUGUAUAGCCAAACCAGCGGCACCCAAACAGAUGGUGGAAUGGCCGACAUGGAUCCAGUGGCUCGACGAAAAUCUUCUGGAGAACAAGCGGGUGAUAUUUGUGUCGUUUGGCACACAGGCGGAGGUGUCUCCGGAGCAGUUACGUGAGGUGGCGGUUGGUUUGGAGAAGUCGAACGUAAACUUCAUGUGGGUACUGAAA